GUCACAAGCAAAACCUUUCAGAACCCAGCCAUAAUAUGCACAGUCCUUUCCAAGACGCACAUGUAUAUGCUUAUUUACAGGCACAUGUGUGAACACUGAGUUAAAGAGGGUGUAAGACGAGCCUUAGAGCAGAGCAGACGCUUAGUGCAGAGGAAUCAGAGUGGACGACUGUGGACAGCCCUGAGCUUUAGUGACCCACUGAAUGAAGGGAACAGCAUGUCAGUCUUCCUGCUCCUCCUCAUCCUCAGCGAGGUUCUGCUCCCCAACCUCACCUGCGCAUCCAGAGUGCGCAGGCAAGCGACAAAGGUUCGGAUCAGUGCUAUAGGAGACACCAUCACGCUGAGGUUCCUGGAGCCACACAGAGAAACUAAACUGGAGGGAUAUAUUCUGGGAUACGGAAGCAGCUUGUUUUCCAAGCAGUUAAUUAAACUCCCUGAUGACGGAGAACCAUAUGAAACUGAAAUUGAUGCUGAACCAAAAUAUCUUGUUGCAGUUCAGCCAGUCAAAGAAGAACAGAUGAAGAAACAGUGCACAGGGAAGGAGUCUCUGGAAAAGCCUCUGCAUCUGGUGAUUGGCUCUGUGUCCCCGACCUCAGUUAUGCUGUCCUGGGCCACACUGCUAAACACCCUUUCCACUGAAACAAACCUGGAUGACUGCACAGAGGACGGUCAUUACACAGUGCGCUACAGAGAGAGCGAGCCCAAAAAGACGUGGAACUAUCAGACAUGUCCCACCACUGAUACAAUCAUUGAUGACCUCAAACCAGACACACCAUAUGAAUUUGGGGUCCGGGCAAAGUUUGAGAAUAUCAAUGGAGCCUGGAGCCCUUCAGUAACCCACAACACAACUGAAAUAAACGCCCAUAAAAUACUGGAGCCUGAGAAUCUUUUCCAGCCCGAGCCACCCAGCACCGAAGAGCCUCAAACGUUUUCCCCCUCAGUGCCUGUUCUACACAUUGUGACUGAAAGCAGACCAGCUCCCCCCCUCAGCACCCCAAAACCCCCUCCUACACAGAGGAUAACUGAAGCAAAAGAUAGAGAUGUUUAUAAACCACAGAAGCCUGAGAACCUCCAGAGGCCUGAGAAGCCCGUCACUGAAAGCCCUCAAACUUUCCCGCCGUCAGUGCCUGUUCCAUCCAGCACAAUUCAAAGCAGACCAGCUUCCCUCCUCAGACGCCCAGCACCCCCGCCUACACAGAGGAUAGUUCAAAACACCCAGGAACCCCUAAAGCCUGAGAUCAUUCUGAUGCCUGAGGAGCCAAUCACUGAAGGUCCUCAAGCUUUGUCCCCCUCGGUGCCUGAUCUGCACAGUGUGACUCAGGGCAAACCGGUCUCUGUCCUCAGACACACGGCACCCCCUCCUACCCAGAAGAUAAUUCCAGAUGUUCACGAACCAACUCAGCCCGUGAGCCGUCCGAGGCAUAAGAAGCCCACCACUGAAAGGCCCCAAUCUUUCUCCUCAUCAGUGGCUGGAACAGGAAGCGAUGCCAUAAGAACUUCACAUCCUUCAGAAGAUUCAUUGUUCUUGACCCAGACCCCUACUUCAGCUCACACACCAAUGAGUAAUUUUGAAACCAAUGAUAUUCUUCAAACUCAACAUUACACUGUGUCAUCUUUUUCACUUACAACCCAAGAACAACUUCACACCAUCAAAUCCAAAAUGACCACAAGUAAACCUUUAUUCAGGACACACAAAACACAGAUCAACAAAACCAAAACUGUACCUAGCACAGUCACAGCUGAACACAACGUAACCCAGAAGCAAAAGACCCAACUCCACAAAACAAUCUAUCCACAAACUGAGUUAAGCACAACCAAAUUCCAAACUAGCACAUCUACAUUCCAAAUGAGAAAGACUCAGUUCCAAGGACACACAGCUAAAUACCCUCUCACAGCAGCCCAUGCUAAGCCAACGUCACCCCAGCCCUAUACAAUUCACUCUCAGACUAGUAUAGAGAAAAUCCAACACAGCACAACUAAAGGGCAAUUUAAAAUGCUUGAACCCAUUACAACUCAAUCCCAACCUCACCCAUCCCAGCCCCAUAUAACUCACCCCAAACCCACUGUAAUGCACAAAACACUUUCAACACCUACUAUAAUGCAAACCCAGCCUCAUAAAUCUCAAACCAAAGCAAAACAGUCUCGACCACACACAACCCAACCACAAUCCACGGCAAGCCAAUCUCAACCCCAGACAACUCAACUUCAAAAUGGCACAGUAAAAUUUUACCCAAAAACAUCACAACCCCAACCCACCACAACUCACGUACCCUCGCAACCUCGCACAUUCCAAACUCAACCUAUUACAACACAACCUCAACUUCGCAUGACUCAUUCAAAACAAAACAUUACAAAAAUAUACCAGCCAGGUACAACCCAAACUAAAAUCACCACAACACAAGCUCAACCUCACACUACACAAACCGAACCCCACACUACACAACCUCAACCCCACACAACAAAAACUCAGCCCACCACUACACACACUCAACCUCACACAACAAAAGCUCAACCCACCACUACACAAACUCAACCUGACACGACACAAUCUCAACCUCACACAACAAAAACUCAGCCCACCACUACACAAACUCAACCCACCACAACAAAAACCCAACCCACCACUACACAAACUCAACCCACUACAACACAAACUCAACCCACCACUACACAAACUCAACCCACUACAACACAAACUCAACCCACCACUACACAAACUCAACCCACUACAACACAAACUCAACCCAUCACUACACAAACUCAACCUCACACAACAAAAACUCAACCCACCACUACACCAACUCAACCCACCACUACACAAACUCAACUUCGCACAACAAAAACUCAACCCACCACUACACAAACUCAACCUCGCACAACAAAAACUCAACCCACCACUACACCAACUCAACCCACCACUACACCAACUCAACCCACUACAACACAAACUCAACCCACCACUACACAAACUCAACCCACUACAACACAAACUCAACCCACCACUACACAAACUCAACCCACCACUACACAAACUCAACCAACCACUACACAAACUCAACCCACCACUACACAAACUCAACCCCACACAACACAAACUCAACCCCACACAACACAUACUCGAUCCCACACAAUUCAAACCCAACCUAUCAAAACCCACACUAAAUCAACCAAACAAACAGCACAGUCAAUAAGCAAUAUAUUAAACACUACUGAAUUCCAACAACAACCUGAUCAUCAUCCAAUAAAACAUUCCAACACCAAAACAUGGCAAAAUGGUAAAACCGAGCUUACGCCUAAAAGUAAGCCAAAGCAACCCGUAGGAACCCCUCCAGAAAAAUCUCAGGGUGAAAAGAAGCCGGGCAACCAGAAGCUCCCCGACAGCAAAAUGGCUCCGAGCCAGCCACUGGAUGGACAUCUAACAAAGCCUGUUCUUGUCAAUGGGGCAACGAAUGGGAACAAGGGUCAAGAAAUGUCUUCAACUUCUGCUACUGUGGCAACCACAUCAGCACCUACAGGAAUCAAGCGUGUCUCUACAGUUUCUGUUCCUAAUCCAAUAACGUUGCCUCCUACCUCCUCUAACACCACUGUCAAGAAGGCACAGGUUAUUAAGGCGCAGGGUAUCAAGGCACAGGGAAACAAGGCAAAGGGUAACAAGACCCGGAUUCCUAAUUCAAAGCACUCUCAAAACUCAUCCAAUGGUGAGAAGCAUAAGGGGCAGAAGUCGAGCAAGAAAAAAAAACCUGAAUCAACCAAAAACAAGGAAAAUCUAAACCAGGUGGACAAAGAUGAGGCAAUAAAAGCACCAACUAAUCUGAAUUUGAAGAAUGAACUACCUCUGCAGAAACCCUCACUUACUACUCCUCCCGCCGAAAUCUAUCAAAAGCCAACACCAACAAGCGCCUUGAAUGGUGACAACAGCUCUGUAUUCAGUUCUGUUCCUGUUUCAGAAGUGGACAUAAUGGGGAAAAACCGCUUUGUAGCACCUCAUGUUAUCUAUCAGAUAAACAAGCCUCCGAAGCAACCAUGUUCCGUGACUAACUCUCUCAGCUUCUUCCCUGAAGAGGAAAAUGUGGUAGCCAACAUCUCAGGCCCACCCAAGACCCCCCCGACCAACGUCACAGUGGUUACUGUGGAGGGAUGUUCAUCAUUCGUCAUAAUUGACUGGGAGAAAACAGAUAAUGAGACAACAGAAUAUGAUGUCAUUUCCUCUGAAAAUAGUCCAAGUGGAAAAAUUAUAUCUGUUGUAACCACCAAUCAGACGCAUACAGCUGUGGAGAACCUGAAACCAGAGAGCAGUUACGAGUUCAAAGUAACGCCUAAGAAUGAACUUGGUUCUGGACCUUCCAGUGAGUCGGUAACCUUCAACACUGAGUCGGCGGACCCUCGGGUGAGUGAAAUUCGAACUGGUAAAAACGCCAUCUGGUCAUCAUUCUCAUUUAAAGCAGACUCCUAUUCCGAGUGCAAUGGAAACCAAUUUGUGAAGCGUACAUGGUAUCGCAAGUUUGUGGGAAUACAACUGUGCAACUCACUCAGAUACAAGAUCUACCUAAGUGACUCACUAAAAGGGAAGUUUUAUAACAUUGGGGAUGAGACUGGGUAUGGAGAGGAUCAUUGUCAGUUUGUUGAUUCCUACCUGGAUGGACGGACUGGAGGCCCUCUAUCACAAUACCACUUACCACUCAAACAAGGUUAUUUCCGCUCCAUGCGCCAGGAGCCUGUGAAGUUUGGAAAGAUUGGUGGUAGCACCCAGAUCAACUAUGUAGCCUGGUAUGAGUGUGGAGUCCCCAUUCCUGGGUCAUGGUAGGACCCCUGAAGCUCUCUGAGGAUGUGCCUGAUUGGAAUCUAUACUGUGUGAGAGAUGACAAUGUAUAAAUAUGUACAGAAUGGGGAAAAAAGCAAAAAGUUCUAUUAAGUGUUGUCUGCAGUAUCUAAUGGCACAUAUAAUGCUUCAUACUAUUUAUAUGCAGAACAAAUUUAUCAGCCAUUUACAGAAACAGCAGAGUUUAUGAAAGUACGGGGUAGCAGGCUCCCUGAAUGUUUAAAACGUGUAUAUUAUUUGUGAGACUGGCGAUUUCCUGGCAGUUGGCAAAAUAGACAGCAUAAGCUGAAAAAGGAAAUUGGUCAUAUUGUGCAGCUGUUUAAUAGACACACUAAAAUAUAAACCUCUAAGAUGAAGAUCUAUGCAUUUGGUCUAACAGAAACGCAUUUCACCAGCAUGAAGUUGAUAGUUUCAAGAAGUUUUUGUGCAAGUUUUGCACACAUUACAUGUAGAUCAUUUGGCUAAUAUAUAUGUGUAUAUGUGGGAAAAAAUGAACUAAACCCUCAUUCUUAUUUGUUUCUGAGGUUAAUUAUUGCAGUGUGUUAAGGAUAAUGAAUGUUGAUUUUUCUAAUCAGCUGUUGGAGAUGUAACAAGACAAGUGAUUGCAAUGUUAAUGCUAUUUAAAAUGUUUUUUGUUAAUGCUACAAAAUGUAUUACUUUUGGUGCAGAAUAUUUUGUUUUUUUAUAUGAAGGUGCACAAGAAAAUAAAUGUUUUUCUCUA
This is a messenger RNA of Clarias gariepinus (North African catfish), 5539 nucleotides long. It is a transcript of the gene abi3bpa, whose product is annotated as target of Nesh-SH3. NCBI's taxonomy places the organism in Eukaryota, Metazoa, Chordata, Actinopteri, Siluriformes, Clariidae. The coding region runs from base 217 to 4803 and encodes 1528 amino acids. Gene Ontology annotation, biological process: extracellular matrix organization; positive regulation of cell-substrate adhesion. The transcript is spliced from 30 exons. The record is from RefSeq and is a predicted model, not a curated record. Gene Ontology annotation, molecular function: protein binding.